CUAGGUGUUUAGGAUGCUGCAGCGCUUCGCCGUCCGCUCGGGCGCGGCCUCCGUGGCGCGCCAGCAGGGCCGCCAGACCGCCGCCAAGCUGCAGGUGGCCUGCUUCUCGUCCGAGGACGACUGGCGCCUCUCGGACGACGACUUCGACGAGGGCGCCGACAAGAUCAUCGACAAGGACCGCAAGGACUCGCUGCCGCGCCGCCAGAUCAUGCCCGAGGCCGCCAAGAAGAGCCGCUUCAUGGCCGUGGCGCCCGAGAACCGUGGCAAGGUGCGCCGCCGCCUCUUGGACGAGUUCAAGAAGGACGGGCUCACGCUCGCGGACCCGGACCAGCCCGGCCAGUACCUGACCCCCGACGCCGGCAUCCUGCGCGACAUGCGCGCCAUGAACAAGGAGGGCGACGAGAUGGAGUUCGCCGACGAGGACGAGGAGGGCGAGCUCAACCUCGGCCGCAUGGGCCUGCUGCGCCAGAUCGUGCACGUGGACCAGGUGCAGAAGGUGACGACGCAGGAGCGGAUCGUCAACUUCCGCGCGCUCGUGGUGGUCGGCAACAUGCGCGGCGUCGCCGGAUAUGCCGUGGGCAAGGGCUCGUCGCCGCCCAUUGCCAUCCAGCGCGGCACCAAGCUCGCCAUGAAGCGCUUCACGUACGUCGACCGCUUCGACGACCGCACGCUGUACCACGAAGUGCGCGGCAAGUGGAACAGCUCGACGCUGUUCCUGCGCCCGGCGCCCAAGGACAAGGGACUCACGGUCAGCGAUACGGUGGCUUGUGUGCUGGACUGCUUCGGCAUCACGGACGUCGUGUCCAAGACCCACGGCCAGCGCAACCCCUUCACCGUCGUCAAGGCCACGUUCGACGCCCUGUCCAAGCACGAGACGGCUGAGGAGAUGGCUCUCCGAACGGGCCACUCGCUCGUGGAACUCAGCACCCUGGCGCGCACGCGCAACCUGUAGGCUUCGAGAGCAUGUUAGCGAGACAGGAUGCUGGAUUUAAGGGAAGGAAAGGGUGUUCAUUGCGCCGUUGCAUAG
Molecule: messenger RNA, 1027 nt
Organism: Phytophthora sojae
Lineage: Eukaryota; Oomycota; Peronosporomycetes; Peronosporales; Peronosporaceae
Exons: 1
Coding region: 14-952 (312 amino acids)
Biological process (GO): translation
Cellular component (GO): ribosome
Molecular function (GO): structural constituent of ribosome; RNA binding
Source: RefSeq, a predicted model, not a curated record